Messenger RNA from Anopheles coustani, 2550 nucleotides. RefSeq lists its product as uncharacterized. The coding region runs from base 1 to 2550 and encodes 849 amino acids. The record is from RefSeq and is a predicted model, not a curated record. The transcript is spliced from 7 exons. Gene Ontology annotation, molecular function: protein binding. Lineage: Eukaryota; Metazoa; Arthropoda; Insecta; Diptera; Culicidae.
AUGUGCAUCCAAACGGAGGAAAUCGUGCAUCGAAACGCUGGCAAGCCUUCAAACACCGGCACCAGCCAUGUGGCAUCGCACCAACUCGUCCCGACACUGCCCGAUACUAAGCAAUCGAUGGCUCCGACGGUGGAAGCCUCAUGGUGCUUGCUUCCUGCCUGGGACGAGGAUCGAGCGAUCGUGAACGAAAGCGGUUCGCUCGCGGAGGAUAUCGAUCGCGAUCCACUCGCUUCGGAUCAUUCCGGUUCCCGCAUCCUUUCGCGAUCGGUCGCUUGGUGUAGCACGGUGUAUUUCCAUCUCACACUGGCACUGGGUCGCUCCCAAGGCGCCAUUUUCCAGCAUCAUCAUCAUAACCGUGGCCAGAACGAGCGGCGACAGCGACGACGACGACGGCGACGCCAACGAGGGCAGCUACAAUGUCAACGGUCGUGGCCAACGGAGCAGGCGCCUCCAUUAGCACCUCCUCCAGGGCCUCAACCCUCCCCAACCGCCACGCAGUAUCCCCGCAAAAGCAUCCACCUCCUCCCGACCAUCCACGGGACGACGAAGCUGGUGCUGCUGAUUAUGGCACUAAUUGCCGUCGUCGGCCGUACUGAAGCCGGUACGUGCUGGUUGCGGCGCUUCGAGUCGACGGGAAAGUGCAACCAGCUGUUCGCACGAAACGUGACCCGGGAAAGCUGCUGUGCGGCCGGUUCCGGCGCGAAGGGUUUCAGCGAGAAGGACAUCACCGACGUCGGCCUGUUCUUCAUCAACGCGUUCAACGACGGCAUGGAGUGUGCGUCCUGCGUUGCGACCUGCGAUCGGGCAAAGUGCGGUCCAAACAAGCGCUGCGUGAUGCGUCACAAUCGGCCAAAGUGCAUCUGUGCACCGACGUGCAGCGGUGGCGGCGGCGGCGGCGGUCGAUCCUCGAAGCGCAACAACCAGCUGUACGGACGCCGCGUACCGAAGUCCCAGAAGCACUACCACCCGCAGAACAUAAAGGUGAUCAACCUGAGCGAAAGCCAGCGAAACCGUAGACAGUAUUUUGCCGACGAUGGGCGGGUUCCGCGGGCCCGGCAGGUCCGGUACAUGGACCCGGCGGCGGGCGACGCCACGCCCGGAGACGCCGACGCCCAGCGGAGGAAUGGGAGGAAAUCCCGGCCGUCCCCGGCCAGCCAAAGAGCGAGUGCGAAGCAUGGCGCGCAGGAUAGCGUCAAGGAGCGCACGGAUAAGCAGCAUAAUUUAUUGGAAUCUGUGACAUUAGUGAGUAAAGGUAGUGGUAACGGUGACAGCGGCAGGAGUAGCGUAGGCAGUGAUAGCAGUAGUAGUGGUAGAAGUAGUAAUAGUAGCACCAGCAUGUCCAAAGGCACCCACCGACCGCAUCCUCCGCCACGGUCUCCGCCGACGGUAAACUGUUCCGCACCGGCCGACGCUCCCACCGCCGGAUGUCCCCCGUCCGUCACAUCCCCAUCGGCCUCCAGUCCCGGGUGGACCGGUGGCGAACGGAUGGUGCUCUUGCAGGACGCUCCGGUGGCACCGAAUGGCUUAGCUUUAAAUCACGCGCCGGCUGGCAAAGGAUCCGGCAGGCUGAAGGGUCACCCGGCCCCUACGACCGUCGGCCCUUCGGUCACCGGUCGACAUCACCGGAAGAUGCUCCCGGCCGCCAACCAAACGAUGACCCACCUGAAGGACAAGAUGACCACCGUGGCACCGUUCGCCGCCUUCGGGAAGCCGAAAUUGUUGCGCCCGAACCCGAAACACGACGGUGGAAGACACAACGGGACGGUGCGGGUGCCUCGCCGUCAGCCGCACUAUCAGGACGAUAUUUUCUUCGUGGAAAACUACCACCAUCGGAGGGACUCGCACCGUCCGGGGCCGGCGAUGGAUGAUUACUUGGGGAAUGAAAUAAUGCAGCGUGCCAACUUCUACAACCCCGUCUGUGGCACCGACGGAAGGACGUACAAAACCGAAUGUCAGCUGAAGAAGCGUGCUUGCCGACAGGAAAUCACAUCGCUGGUGGUCGCCUACAAGGGACACUGUCAAACGUCCUGUAAGUUUGUCAAGUGCUCGGACGGGAAGCGCUGCAUCGAGGACCAGAACGCGACGCCCCACUGCGUCACCUGCGGUGGCACCGAGUGCCGCCCGGACCGGUCGCCGAAGUCGGUCGUUUGCGGUGCGGACGGCAACACGUACCCGAGCGUCUGCGAGCUGAAGCGCCAAGCCUGUCUGACCGGCCGGGCCAUCCCGGUGGCGUACCGUGGACGCUGCAUCGAAACCGCCACUUGCGAGACGAUCAAGUGCAAGGAUCGGCAGCACUGUCUAACGGACCUGAAGACGCAUAAGCCGCGCUGCGUCAGCUGCAGCUACAAGUGUCCCCGCAUGAAACGCCGGCAGGGCAAUGGUAAACCGUUUCGCAAAACGAAAAACAACCCCUACGGUGAGCAGAGCGUUAAGCUGUGCGGCACCAACAACCGGACAUAUCACUCCUGGUGCCACAUGCAGAAGGAUUCCUGCAACACGGGAUUCUACAUCGACGUGCAGCACAGCGGAUCGUGUCCUUAUGGAAGGUAA